AUGGCCGAGAUUUUCUUUUUGAAUGUCGAGCCGCCCGCAUCGGCGCCCGUUUUCGGGCUUCCAACUAGCGCAAUACACCACCCUAGCUCAUUGGUUGCCCUCAUAUCGAGCCUUUUCCAAAAAGGCAACAGUGAGCAAGAUAUCGACCAUAUCGUCAUGGUCAUCUUAGACCCGACCUCUACACAUGGUGCUGGUAGAACAGAGCUAGAUCGUUUGUCAUGCGAGGACACGACUCUUUUGCUCCGCUACUUCUUCUGCCACUUGAACUUGGUUGUUGUGGAUGUCAAUGCUCUUAAAUCGGGCAACAACGCCACAGUUUUGAAGUCCGCAGUAGAUAAAGCAAAUCUGGUGCUCAAGGAUAGGAUUUCCCGCGUGGCCACUUGGACCGGAACGGGUGGCUUCAACGUGAAUGAUUUUUUUGGCGAUGUGGCUUUGGGCGUCGAUCACAAGCAAUCUUUGGCCAUGUCAGACGUCAUCUCGACCAUGUCGUCUAUGCUUGACCAUAAUGGCAACAAGACUCCCGUAAUUGAAGCGAAAUUGAAGCAUCUCUUGCAUUUGAUUGUGAGUCAUGUCGAUUUCAAGCUUUUGUUGGAAGACCACUCGGACGCUCACUUGGCCAAGUUGUGUCAUUACGUGGGCCACUGGUCCUUUCCUGCUCACGAGCUUUCAAAUGAUGACUUGGUUUACUGCGUCUUUUUGAUCUUACGCCACGCUAUUGAGUUUGCUGAAUCUCAGGGAGAAACUGAAUUCCUGACAUCUUCCAACGAGCUACUUGCGCUUGUUUUUAUGGUUAGAGACACAUAUAACAACGGCAACCCAUUUCAUAAUUUCCGUCAUGCGGUUGAUGUCUUGCAAGCAUGCUUCCACUUCCUUCUCCGGAUGAAGUGUUUGCCCGAAUUUCUUCAAUUCGAACUGGACCCACAUACAAACGAAGAAAGCUACUUUAAGGGCAUUAAGACUGCUUAUGACUCUGUCACUUUGGUCGCCACGCCUUCUGUGGAACUAGAAAACGAUUCAAGCGUCCCUCAUUUAAACGCUCGGCAAACUUUGGCUUUGUUAGUGGCGGCUUUGGGUCACGAUGUUGGCCAUCCUGGCGUCACCAAUGCAUUCAUGAUCAAAAACAACGCACCUACGUCUCAGAUUUUCAGCGAGAGGUCUGUGCUAGAGCUGUACCAUUCUUCUGUUUUCAUCAACAAAAUCUUACGAAUCAAUGCGCCUUAUCUUUUAGAGCAGAGUGCUGGCCCUGAAAGUAAGUUAACGAUGAAAAACUUGAUUAUUGGGAGUAUUCUAGCUACGGAUAUGGCAGAACAUUUCGAGUACAUUAACAAGUUGAAGACUUUUGGUCAAUACUCCUCCAAUGACGAAAAAGUCACAUUGAUCUCGUCUCUUUUGAUUAAGUGCGCAGACAUUUCUAAUGUCACGCGGCCGCUCCGAGUCUCGUCGCAAUGGGCACUGGUACUCUCAAGAGAGUUUGAAGAGGUCGAUGUGCUAGACAAGUUAGUGUCGACCAAUAAUAAAGUCAAUCUUAGUGUCAAAUAUCCCAAGUUAGCCUACAGCUUGGACGAUAUAUUGAAUACCAAUCCUUACAUCCAUAAGGGUCAAAUCUUUUUCAUUCUGACUUUUGCCGAGGGCUUGUUUCGGAGUAUUCUGGAGCUUUUACCCGAGCUCUGCUUCACUUGCGAUAUCAUAAAAGAGAACAAGAGUUUUUGGAUGAAAAGGAAUCAGAUGACAGCGUGA
Molecule: messenger RNA, 1737 nt
Organism: Clavispora lusitaniae ATCC 42720
Lineage: Eukaryota; Fungi; Ascomycota; Pichiomycetes; Serinales; Metschnikowiaceae
Gene: PDE2
Product: 3',5'-cyclic-nucleotide phosphodiesterase
Biological process (GO): cGMP catabolic process
Molecular function (GO): 3',5'-cyclic-GMP phosphodiesterase activity; 3',5'-cyclic-AMP phosphodiesterase activity
Source: RefSeq, a predicted model, not a curated record